AUGCAGUCCAUCGCCGCCUCGAACAAGAUCGCCCCGGCCAACGCCUCCGUCAGGCCCACCAGCGCCAAGGCUGCCCGCCGCGCCGCUUCGAUCGUCCCCAACGCCACGCAGGACAGCAAGGGCGCCAAGGAGCCCGCGGGCGAGGAGAGCAACUUCUGGAAGAAGAUGUUCCUCGCCGACGGCAAGGAGGAGGUGUCCUCCUCGGACUACCAGAAGUUCCAAGCCGAGAUGGCCGCCAAGAAGGCUGCCAACAAGGAGAAGGCCGCGGCCAAGGAGGGCGGCUGCGUCGUCAUGUGA
Micromonas commoda is the source of this 297-nucleotide messenger RNA. RefSeq lists its product with no specific name. The coding region runs from base 1 to 297 and encodes 98 amino acids. The transcript has a single exon. The record is from RefSeq and is a predicted model, not a curated record. Lineage: Eukaryota; Viridiplantae; Chlorophyta; Mamiellophyceae; Mamiellales; Mamiellaceae.